GUUUAGUGGUGCCUUAUUAAGCCAGGUGGCCGUGUAUUAGAACAGAUAAUGAUCGCAUCAUCAUCAUUCUCUGAGGAGCUGACGCGCUCUCUUCAAGUCACAUUUGGAAGUGACAGUGGUGAUGGGUAUUAAGGCUAGAAUGAAAGGGCUCGUCCUAUGUAUGUGUUUGUUUCUGCAACUACCGUCUGCGUGUGCGCAAUGUGCUAACGAAUCGCCAAUACCCCCAACUGUACCGCCCACCAGCUGGACGGCAUGGUACAACGUGGACAAUCCUGAUGAUGGCACGGACGAUGAAACUCAUGCAGCGGUCAAAGCGGUGCAUCCCGCCGUGUGCCCCACUCCUACCCAAGCCAACUGCCGGGUUCGAUUCCUGCACACCGACCACGUGACUGCAGGCCAGACGCUGGUCACCGGCUGUUCUCCUACCGGAGGGUUGCUGUGCCGAGACGCCGACCAAGCCGACUCGCGACGAUGCCUUGAUUACGAGAUAAGAUUCCAGUGCCCGACCUCGAACGAUGCCUUUCCCGAGCCACAUUUCCACUGGGAUAUGAGCACCAAGACGUCGGUGGACGCUGAUGAACCCGUGACCUGUGUAGGUACUGUGUCGUCCAUCUACCCCACUGCUGGUGGCAUGACGGGCAUCAUAGGUGGCACCCUUGAUGUCACCGACAGCUUCGACUCGUCGGAUCACCUGUGUGCCGUCAGGAACCAGAAGGCAGGUUGGAUUAACUACGGAUCAGGUAACGACAGAUGCAUCUCCGAGCCUGUCUGCUGCACGUCGGGCUUUACUAUGACAUUCUGGAUGAGGAAUAGAACGCCAGCAUUCACUCCUACAACUAUCAUAAUGUCGACCGGUGGUCAUGCUUCAAAGGCGAGGGGGUUGGCACUAUACUUAGGAGACUAUAUUACUUUCGAUGUUAGGGGUUUCGUUACUUCACAGGCUUUCAAACUGAACGUAAUGAGCUACUUCCCCGACGAUCAGUGGACACACCACUCUUUCACCUACGAGCCGGGGGUCGGAGCAAAUUAUUACAAGGACGGUGUUUUCGUUGAGACCACCGACACAGUCGAAAUCGGGGGCAGUUCUGCUUCGAAUUAUGACGAUGUCGUCAUGUUUUCGAGAAACAACGAUCCAAGUGGGUGGCCACUAGAGCUGAUUGACGGAGACUUCAGCAAUUUUAAGAUGUUUUACAAGGCUUUCAACGAAACAGAAGUCCAGAACGCGUAUCUUCAAGAAACCUCCGAAUCCAAGCUUCUCAUCCACUACCUGAGGAAGCACAGUCACGAGGACAGCUUUGGGGUCGAGCUGGAGUGCCUUGCCAAGGCUGGCAGUCAACCGACUAUCGUCUGGCAUCGCUCAGUCGACGGCGCGCACUUUGAGCCGGUUUCCUCGUCGGCAGACGUGGCUAUUUACGAGAGUUCACCCAACAGCUAUAGAAGACGAUCGAUCUUGGUCGCUCGCGAUCUCAGCUUUUCAUCCGAUGUCAUCUUCGUGUGCGAGGCAGUGGACACUGCUCGCGGGGGUAGUGUGUCCAAGAGGGUCACCAUUCCGAAACGUGUCAUGUAUUGGACACCGUGGUUGAGUGCUGAUAACACCCUGGAUGGCGACGACAGAGAAACGCUGAUCAAACAAAGACAGAAGUAUGAUCUGCUCUGCAAGUAUCCCAGCGACAUCGAGUGCCGUACAGUUUAUGACGGCCUACCAUCCAAUGAGACCGGGCAGGUACUGAACAUCAGCUGCACGUUAUCGUCUGGGUUGGAGUGCCGUGGUGCUGAUCAGAGUGCGGAACAUGGCUACUGGUGUUACGACUACAAGGUCCGCUACCAAUGUCCCGAACCCCUUAAUCGUUGGACGCCUUGGUAUGACGCCAAAGACCCUGACGGAGCCGUGGAGGACGAAACACUGGCCACUCACACGUCCCUGGCGUACCCUGACCUGUGCAGCCAGCCCAUAGGCGCAGAAUGUCGCCUGAAGGCGUCCAAGCAAGACCUUCUGGCCAGUGGAUUCGUUCCUGAGGUUCCGUAUCUCUGUAAUGCCAAUGGAUUCCGCUGUCAGCACGCAGAUAACACCGGAUCGUGUCCUGAUUUCGAAGUGCGUUACAGGUGCCCGGAUUCUACAGCUUUGGAAUCCAUCAGCGUAGACGGACUGCGACAAGAGAGUCACCACUUAAACCCUGAUCUGCGACUGACUUGCACAGCCACCGUGGGCUCUCCGACCGUGGGUUCAUUCAGGAUGGAGUGGGCGCGGUUUGACCCUGAAACCCCCCGUCCCGCUGCAGCAGCACCCCUGGCGUCGGGAGGAAUCAUCAGUAUCGAUUCCAACGUCUCGCCAUCCGUCAUGACUAUCGAUAACUUCGUCAGCAGCACGCUCGCCAACACCUCGCUGGUGUGCAUCGCUCGAGACGACGUAUUCGUCGAUGCCAAGACAAUCGCUAUCUCCCUGCCAUCAUUCUGCGAGUUACCGGUGGGUGUGUCGAGCGGUGAAGUUGGGGUUGUACAAAUAACGCCAUCAACUGUCAAGUCGUCGCCGUUUAAGGUUCCGGGAGUGAAUGGGCUAGAUCCGUGGGUACCUACCACGAGCGACGCCAACCAAUGGCUGGAUUUCGAUCUCGGUGUCGAUUUUGCGAUAACGGGCAUCGCUGUCCAGGGAGACCCCGAUAACUCUCCCCCGAUCAACCACGUUCAGGAGUUCAGUCUACGUGCUAAAGCAAAUGAAGAUGAUUCUUGGGUGCUCUAUACAGAUGCACGAGGGAUGAGCGUAUUCAACUCAAACUACAGUGAGGGUCCGACCAGCUUCACCACUCUCACCCCUAAUAUCACCACGAGGUUCCUCCGCUUCUCGCCCAAACUCUGGAACAAUGAAAUCAUGGUGAGGGUGGAGAUCUACGGGUGCGCCGUGGGAGAAUCUACACUUCGAAUCGUGCAGCUGAGCAAACACUACGACGUCGUCGGCAAUAAUUUCACCUUGACGUGUCUCACCGAGCAUUACCCAGUACCCAACGUCACUUGGCUGGCCGAUGGUUCGCCCGUCUCGCCGGUCCAGGGCGUUUGGGAGAUCUCGGACACGAUAGACACAUUCCCCACGAGGGUAUCCACUCUGACACUCAUUGGUUUUCGUCCGGACCUCGAUAAUGUGACCUUUACGUGCGUUGCACAGUCUGGGAUCAAGGUUGAGAAGGCUAAUAUAUCCACACAGUACAAAUUUCAAGGUAUUGUCACUGUAUCAAGCGAUCAAACUCCCUACUAUGGAAGUGACGUAAUCAUCACAUGCGUAGCGUCUGAUGACGACAUUUACGUCAUGGAGUGGGGCCACCGCACGGCAGCGACGAGCGAUCCUUUUACCAUAGUGAGGUCCAGUGGACGAUAUCUCAUCGCUAAAAUAGUGAACAAUGCGACCAGUUGGCAGUCAACGCUGACGAUCAGCCGAUUUAUCCAAAGUGACGAGGGGGAGUACGCAUGCCUAGUGAACUCUGACACCGCUAGGGAUACUUCGGUUGUUGUGGGCAAGUCUGGCCUCCGAAAAGUUUGGGCGAACGCCACCUUUGACCAAGGAACCAAUUCCUACCAGCUGGAAUGCGCAGUGUCCUAUCCCAACAUUGAACCUGACGUCAUUUGGGUUAUUCCAAAUGGCGACGGGGUUAACCACACUACCAGCAAGUACCAGAUCCAGAACAACUUAUUUGUUGUAGUGGGUAAUCUGACCAAGGUCUCGAGGCUGACAGUCCACCAUUAUAGUUUCAGCCAGGACGACGGGACAUACAGGUGCUCAUUUACGGCUGCGGGACAAGUCGUUAAUAUCACGCUGGAAGCCCGUUUCGCUUACAAUGGAUCCAUUUCUGCAAGUGUGACGAAACCAGUUCAAGGUCAGCCCGUCCGCUUUAUUUGCACCGCUGAUGACGUCGAUCACGUCCAUCACGCCGAUUGGCUGCGAGUCGUUGGUAAUGAUCGCCUGAGAAUAGAAAAUGACGUCAUCCACUCCGUGUACGAGGACCGCAGCGGCGGAGUGUUUCGUCUGCACGUGGACCUCAACCCGUACUCGGGGACGGAGGACGGCGACUACGUGUGCUCAGUGAAUAACGGCACGGGAGAGGCUACGGUGACUCUGAGUGGCCAGCUAGUGUUUGCAGCUUUGACAGGGCGUGGUGAAGAUGCCCUCCCAUGAUCGGAUGGACGAAGCGAGAAGAAGCCAGAAGAUCAUAAAAGAUUGAACAAAAAUCCCGAGGUAAGCUAUGCCUGACCGUGCAGCAAAACUAACAUAGACUACACAAGUAAAAUUCUAACCGACGCUCUCGUCCAGGACAUCUAUUUAGAUUGUGCCCACGCAGCUGGCUGCUGUGUGACAGCACCAGGUCCGGUUACAGCGCCACCAGUGAGCUAGGAUGAGGCCGUACUGCAGCCAACAAUGAAUGUCACUUGCCAGACGAUUUUUUUACUUCCGGAGGCAGGCAUUAAGAGAAGAUGAUGGAGCAAGGAGUGGCCAAUGAGUGGGCAGCAUCAGUGGAGAGCACAGAACCUGACUCUGACAAGUUUGGCCUCACAGAAAAGGAUGAAGAUGACUCUGAUGUUAACCGUAGCACAGACAGAGAAGACGUGGGCUCAAGAGAGACUCAAGUUCCAGUGAGGACCCAAGUGACAGCUACUCUCACAGUGAUGAGGAACAAGAACAGUGGAUGGAGAAAACAGCAGAUUUGGGAAGGCCUCAUUAGCAGGUGAAUGUACAUGUACUGCCAUGGCUGCCUACAUGAAUGUUGAGGCUGGCUAGUGUCAUGGUGCAAGUGGACUGACUGAUGAUAUCUCCAAAGUGAAGAGGCAGGUUACUUCAUGAGUAGCACAGACCUCCUCAUAUGAAAGCUGUGGGUAUGCCCCAGGAGAA
Acanthaster planci (crown-of-thorns starfish) is the source of this 4873-nucleotide messenger RNA. RefSeq lists its product as uncharacterized. Lineage: Eukaryota; Metazoa; Echinodermata; Asteroidea; Valvatida; Acanthasteridae. The record is from RefSeq and is a predicted model, not a curated record.